Clunio marinus is the source of this 201-nucleotide messenger RNA. NCBI's taxonomy places the organism in Eukaryota, Metazoa, Arthropoda, Insecta, Diptera, Chironomidae. The record is from the annotation of a GenBank genome assembly.
AUGUUUUUGUUUUCCCUUUAUCCAAACAUUUUAUUGCUUAUAGUAAUUUGUCCAAAAACACAAAUUUCCAUUUCCAAAUGUCGACAAAACGGUCAAGAAGUAGGCGCAUUUUUGGGUUGGCAGAGAGGGUUUCAACAAGGAAUUGUAUUCAAAUUCUUAAUUCAUUGGGUUGGGAAAUAUAAAAAGGAACAGCAGAGAUAA